AUGUCCUCUAGUCCAGCCAGUCCAGGAGGCAGUCGACCGGGGACCGCGCGACAACGUUCCGGUAGCGAAGCGCCCUCGAACCGACCGCUUUCGAUCGACAUCUCCUCAAGCCGGCCAGACAUCAGGGAGCGGUCGCAAUCGGUCUCACACGACGACGGACAACACGCAAAAGCUUCCGACACAGGGUUCGAUAGCAUCGAUCGAGUUUUCCCCAUCCGAUCGGUCGUCUCAGUUGAUCCAACAGCUACACAGCCACGGGGUCCGAUCUCGCCUGUUCGAGAGGGGGCUCGCCAAUACCCGAUCAUCUCCGCCCAAGCCUGGAACGAGUUGCAAUCUAACACUCCCCCGCAAAUUCAAUCCCAACCGCAGUCACAAUGCCAGUCACCACCGCCGUUAUACCCCUCCGUUGAAACGAAUCUAGAGCCUACAAUCCCUGCCGACGUUCCCCGCCACGAGACCUAUGCCACAAAUGAUAAUGUUGAGUUGGGCACACACUCCAUGGCAUCCGAGGUGGCUCAACAUCCGGAAAUAUUUGCUAGGGUGAAAAGUGGAACUCACUCGGGGGUUGGUUCUGCAAGACAUUCGGAACAGCAGCAAAAUCAGCCAAAAGCAGAGCCACAAGCACCGUCACCUCAUUCACAAGAUGAGCAGUAUGGGCAUGUCACUGCACGCUUCAAGCAUAUAGAGACUGAAGGGGGACACGCAGUUAUCACCGGAAGGGACGGGGAGGCAUUUCAGUAUUGCGAAGACGAGCCGAUCCGAUUCCCGGGCGCUGUGCAGUGUUUUGGUCUGAUGAUUGUGAUGAGAGAGGAGUCGGCAAAUCAACUUGUCGUUCGCAUUGUCAGUGAAAAUUCCACCCAAAUCAUGGGUUACACACCAAAACAGCUUUUCGAGCUUCAGAAUUUCUGCGACGUCUUGAGCGACGACCAGGCAGACGCCUUGCUAGAUCACAUCGACUUCGUUCGAGACGACGCCUACGACCCAAUUAUCGAUGGCCCCGAGGUCUUCAUCUUGUCAAUACCUCUUCCUUCUGGAGGUCAACGUCGAUUUUGGUGUGCCGCCCAUGUCAGCCAGUCUCAGAAGGAUAUGAUUAUAUGUGAAUUUGAAAUGGAAGACGAUGAGGUCAAUCCAUUGAACGUGGCUGGACUUUCAACCCCAGCCGUUCCAAUCGACACAUUGAAGGGCAUGCCAACCGCAGAACAGUUUGCUGCUAGCACCAUUAACAUCAGCCAGCCACUUCGCGUUCUCCGCCACGCCAGAAGGCGAAGGGGUGAAGCAGCGGCAAUGGAUGUGUUCAGCAUGUUGACCCAGAUCCAAGAACAGCUUGGCCGGACCACCGACUUAGACCAAUUGCUCAACGUUGCUACUGGUCUAGUCAAAGAGCUAACUGGAUUUCACCGAGUUUUGAUCUAUCAGUUUGAUAGCAGCUGGAAUGGACUUGUCGUGGCUGAGCUGGCCGAUCCGAAAGCCUCAAUUGAUCUUUACAAAGGACUUCACUUCCCUGCAUCCGAUAUCCCCGCCCAAGCCCGCGAGCUAUACAAGAUAAAUAAGGUUCGUCUCUUAUACGACUGCGACCACGAGACUUCGCGCCUGGUUUGUCGGACGAUGGAGGAUCUGGAGACUCCUCUGGACAUGACACAUGCGUACCUGCGAGCCAUGUCUCCUAUCCAUAUCAAAUACCUGCGUCACAUGCAAGUGCGAUCAUCAAUGUCCAUCAGUGUGAGUGCCUUCAACGAUCUAUGGGGGCUUAUAUCAUGCCACUCCUAUGGUAGUCAGGGUAUGCGCGUCUCGUUUCCGGUUCGGAAAAUGUGUCGUCUUCUUGGAGAUACUGUUUCUCAAAACAUCGAGCGGCUUUCGUACGCAUCUCGACUUCAAGCUCGGAAGUUGAUUAACACGGUUCCCACCGAAGCUAAUCCCUCUGGUUAUAUCAUUGCCUCGUCUGAUGACUUGCUGCAACUAUUCGGCGCAGACUAUGGUGCUCUCUCGAUCCGGGACGAAACCAAAGUCCUGGGUGAUAAUGAACACUCGCAAGAAGUUCUUGCCCUGCUGGAAUUUAUUCGAAUGCGACAAAUCAGUUCGGUGAUGGCGUCACACGACAUUAUCAAAGACUUCCCUGAUUUGUAUUACCCACCGGGCCUUAAGGCAAUCUCUGGAAUGCUCUAUGUGCCGCUUUCGACUGGCGGAAAUGACUUCAUAGUUUUCUUCCGCAAGGGCCAGCUCACAGAAAUCAAGUGGGCAGGAAAUCCCUACGAUAUUGCCAAAAAGAAAGCCACGGCAGGGUAUCUGGAGCCUCGCAACAGUUUCGCAGCGUGGCGGGAAACCGUCCUGAGUCAAUCGCGGGAGUGGUCUGAAUCCGAUGUCGAGACAGCUGCAGUCUUGUGCCUUGUUUACGGGAAGUUCAUCAAGGUCUGGCGACAGAAAGAGGCUGCCAUGCACAAUUCUCAACUCACCAAGCUCCUCCUUGCCAAUUCUGCCCACGAGGUUCGCACACCUCUGAACGCCAUCAUCAAUUACCUCGAGAUUGCGCUGGAAGGAACUCUCGAUGCCGAGACCCGUGACAGUUUGACGAAAUCGCACUCGGCGUCUAAGUCACUGAUUUACGUUAUCAAUGAUCUCCUGGAUCUGACGAAUAUGGAAAAGGGCCAGGAGCUCAUCAAGACCGAAAAAUUCGACCUUGAGGCGACUUUUCGAGAGUCGAGCGAUAUGCUUGCUGGUGAGGCAAAGAGGAAAAACAUCUCAUAUUCCGUUUCUGUCCAGCCGGGCAUCCCUCCACUAUUGAUCGGCGACCAGCGACGCUUGCGCCAGGUGUUUUCCAACCUCAUAUCGAACGCGAUCCAACAGACUGUCUCUGGAGCGGUUACCGUGGAAUUGUGGCCUUCUGCGACCCAGAAUCUGGAAGACCAUUGCGCCAUUGAAAUGAUGGUAAUUGAUACCGGGGCAGGUAUGUCUAAGGAGAAGCUGGAAGCUAUGUUCCAAGAGCUCGAGCAGGUCUCGACUGAUGCAGAUUACUGCGAUGAGGAACAUGAAACGGAGGAGACGCCCGAGACCCCACAGAGCGGAUCUCGACAGGUUCUUGGUCUAGGCCUUGCGCUGGUAGCGAGGAUUGUUCACAACAUGCAGGGUCAACUGGGCGUGAAAUCCGAAGAGGGUAAGGGAAGCCGUUUCAAGAUCAUGUUGCAGUUCAAGUUGCCAGAGGGAGCCGAGCCGACACAUCCCAGUGCACCAAACAUCUCAACACAACCCGUUACUGUCCCAGCUACGCCUAUAAUAUCAGACCGAGAGUUCACUCUUGUCGGGGGUGUUGCUGAGAGCCGUGAUGUUCGCCGACGAAGCACCGAGAGUCUGCGAAGCGGAAAUAGCUCUCGCAGUGGGAAGAGUCAGAAGAGUCAGGCCGACCGACUGAUCAGCGCUAUGAAGGAGACCCCGUUCACCAAAUCUCGAAGCGAGAGUAUGGACAGUAAGCAUGUGAGGUUUCAGCCAACCAGUCCUGCAAUUAGCAGCCAUAUAUCGCCACCCAUGUCGUCCUCUUCGCUUAGUGAGCCGCGGUUGUCGAACUCACAGAAUCCGCUCGCGAGCCUGGGUAUUGUCACACAUACCCCUCCAAUGACAUUGCAAGCCUUGAAGACCCCUCCCACUCCAGGCACAGCGAAUAUCCAAGAUUCAGGAGUUCCGAUGGGCGCUGUUCGCGUUUCCGAACGUGUCUUGAAACAAGCCUUGCAGCAGAAAGAGGAACAAUCCUACUUCCCCCGCAUGCCAAUUCCGGAAGUCGGCACCGCCCAAACCAUAUCAUCCAACAUCCCAUCUUCCACCACUCCGACCUCGAUCGUACCGGCCAACACCGGAAUAUUGCGCGUCCUCGUCGCGGAGGACGACCCCAUCAAUUCCAGGAUCAUCCACAAGCGCCUCACGAAGUUGGGCCACACGGUCGAAUUGACUGGCAACGGCGAGGCCUGUGCGAAUGCCUUCUGUUCGAAUAGCAAGGGCUUUGAUGUUAUCAUGAUGGAUAUACAGAUGCCCAUCGCAGAUGGAUACGCAGCCACUCGAAUGAUCCGCGAAUACGAAGUAAACGUCACCCCCGAAGCUUUCUCCGAAAAAGCCAAGCUAAACGCCCGAGUCCCCAUCUUCGCGGUAUCUGCCUCGCUGCUCGAGUCGGAAUGCCAGAAGUACAUUGAUGUCGGGUUUGAUGGCUGGGUCAUGAAACCAAUUAAUUUCGCCAGACUGAAUGUUCUUCUGAGCGGCCUUGUCGAUCUUGAUGCCAGGAAGGGCGCGACUUAUACCCCGGGUGAAUGGGAGAAUGGAGGCUGGUUUGAUCGUAGCUGA
Penicillium manginii is the source of this 4320-nucleotide messenger RNA. It is a transcript of the gene fphA, whose product is annotated as putative sensor histidine kinase/response regulator. The record is from RefSeq and is a predicted model, not a curated record. Gene Ontology annotation, molecular function: phosphorelay sensor kinase activity; protein binding. Gene Ontology annotation, biological process: phosphorelay signal transduction system; regulation of DNA-templated transcription; detection of visible light. Bases 1 to 4320 code for a protein of 1439 amino acids. Lineage: Eukaryota; Fungi; Ascomycota; Eurotiomycetes; Eurotiales; Aspergillaceae. The transcript is spliced from 2 exons.